Drosophila elegans is the source of this 2252-nucleotide messenger RNA. RefSeq lists its product as uncharacterized. The transcript is spliced from 5 exons. NCBI's taxonomy places the organism in Eukaryota, Metazoa, Arthropoda, Insecta, Diptera, Drosophilidae. The record is from RefSeq and is a predicted model, not a curated record. The coding region runs from base 345 to 1979 and encodes 544 amino acids.
GGCGGUCCCAGGAGUGCAGCAAGUGCAAGUGUUUUACUCUUUCCCCGCCUCCCCACAACGAGCGCAGCCGACAAAGCUCAACCAGUUUCGGUUUCAAUACAACAGUUUUACAAUUUGUUACAACUAAGCCAGACGAGCGGCCAGCUGAGCAGAGCUGCUGCCGUUGUUAUUGUUACGCCAGCAGCUGGGUUUUCGGCGCAACUCAACCUGGCUGUGGCGCAUGCGUGGAUGAUUAGUGAAGUGCGAGACAUCGCGGCAAUCGGACGUUGCAGACGCGUGAAAGAUCCAAACUUUCAAGACCCAGACAUAUACAGAUUAGAGAUACAUACAUAAAAGGCGAGAUUAUGAAAAUGGCGCAGGGUAUUCCUCGAACUCUGCUCAUUGCUGUGCUCUUAAAUGCGUCCGUCUCUUUCGCCUGGAAGCCAAUCAGUGGCAGCACAGCCGCCUACAGCCUCAAGCAGUCACAUCCGGGGACAGCGAGCAGCAGCCACGAAAUUUCCGCCAGCUUCUCGCAGUUUGCCAGCGAAGAGAAAACCACCGAGGUCGGGGAAGAGGUGCUCCCUGGCCAAGCCGCCGUUCUGGGCAGAGUGGACUCGAGCGCCUCGGUGGUACACCCCAUCAGCUUUGCAGAUCACGUGGAGGACCAGUACGAGUCCUACAGCAUCGAGGCCGAGGAGCCGGCGACCUUAACGCGAACUCCGCUGUACGGUUCCGAACGCUGCAGUGUCAAGAAGUUUGCUUUUAACCAAGACGGCGAGGUGGAGUACGGCAACCAGAUGCCGGAGCUGGACCAAUUCACAAUCUGCUUUUGGAUGCGAUUCACCAAUCACAGCGGCGAUCACGUCCUUUUAACCUACGAGGCUGGAAAGGAACUACGCGAAGUGCAAAUCUGGGUCGCAAAUGCGCAGAAUUCAAGUUUCCUUUCAAUGGCCAUAAAAGGUCAGCAAAUGUACAGAUUGAACUACCCACUAAAAAUGCGCCAGUGGCAUCACAUGUGCAGCUCGUGGAAUGGCAAGACGGGCGAGUGGCAGGCCUGGCUAAAGGCAGAACGCAUUGGGCGUGGUUUCCACAAUUCGUUGGUGGGUCAUAAAAUUCCAGCGAACGGAAGACUGCGCUCCGGCGGCAGUUCGGUCACCGGUGACGUCAGCCACGGCCUGCACUUCGAGAUGACGCUGGUCCAAGUCUACCGAGUGGCCCUCAGUGCCGGCAAAGCACACCGCGAUCACAAGCACCACCAUGUCCAUCACUUCGACCACGAGGGCCUAGAGGUUUCCAGCACCACACGUGCCCCACCUUUAAUUAACCGACCUCAGCCUAUGCACACACUGCUUGCCAGUGGCCAGAUCCCGACACGGGUGCGCAUCAACCUGGCCAAUCCGCCCCCUGCGUCCGCUGCCGCUGGGUCCAACGAUCCAGCCCAGCAGGCCAUUACCAUCAAUACAAACUUCGUUAACGGACAGAUAAACGCAGGUUCGCGACUGGUGGCCCAGCAGCUUCUGGGACUCUCGUCGCCGAGCGGUUUAAACCAGGGACAACUGCAGCCUGGCGGAGGCAACCGCUUUCAGAUGAUGAGCAACUCAGCCAACGUCCAGUUUAUCGAUGAAACCGAGACUCACAUCCAGUUCAAGCGUGAGGCCGACAAGAAAAAACUGCACAAGCGUGGUCUGGUGCUGCUGGAUAACGGAUCCGUGGUGGACGACGGACUUGGGACGGACGCCAGCGAGAUUUACAACGGCCUGGCUGACUUUGGCGGCCUGCAGUUCAAGCAGGACCUGACAAUGAAGAUGAAUUUGGAGGAGGAGAUCAGCUCGCACGAUCGAGAGCCUGCUGAGGAGGAGGUAAAGGCCGUAAUGACUAUCUGCAGCAGUUGCAACUCGGAACCCUUCCAGGGCGCCAUCGUAUUCGCGUGGAAGGAUGUGCGGGAGCACAUGAACAACGCACUCAAGGGCCUUAGCGUGGGUCCGUGCGGCAACUUCUAGUUAUACUUUGGGUACGGAUAUAAUCCUAAUAUCUAGUGCCCCAGAGCCCUCAAGUUCUUAUCAUUCCAUUUUUUUUGUAUAUACGUUUAAGUAUUCGAUGGGAGUUGGCAAAUUCUAUCCCGAACCACCUUUUCCCAUGUCCAUGUGGGAGUCAACGCUUUACAGUGGCGCCAUGGUCCCAAACAAUCCUUGACUCGCUCAUGGACACCCAUCCUUAAACCCCACACCAUAGCAACUACGCGGUGAUAUUAAAUAAAGGAAUAUUUUAACCAA